AUACUGGCAACGUCUUUUUAUUUGUUAUUUUUUGUCAAUUUUUGAUUUUAAAAAUGGCUCCGUAUUACCCAGAAGAAGUGGACGUCUUUACAGAACCGCAUUCGCGAAUGAAACAAUUAGUAGAAGAUUAUUCGGAGAAGUUGUCAUGUACGGAUUUUUCUGAUGGAAAAGCUUUGGAAUCUCUUCUGCAUAGCCUGCAUCAUGCAUUUCGCGAAUUCAAAUGUCACGAAUACAUUGAAAAUAAGCUUAUAAUGAGAAAGUUGAAGGGAAGAUUGAUGUCUCUCUCCGUUCAAGAUGCAACGGUGUGUAAUUGUCAUUCGGACAAUCGCCUGUCAGACAUAUUGGAUCUUGUUCAAGACGGUUAUUCGUGUAGUGUCAAGACUGUCGCUGAAUGUAUUAAUUACGGAAUAAAACUUCAGCAUGCCGUGGAAGAAUUUACCGAUUUAUUUUUGCCUCAUAUGAGAGAAGAGGAAGAGGUAUUUCAGCCCAUGUUAAUAAAAUAUUUUGAAUAUGAAGAGCUGAAAAUAUUAAAAGAACAAGUUAUUAAAGAACAUGUUAAAUGGCAACUAUCUAACGAACAAGAAAAAUGUUCUGAGGAAGAGGAAACUGAUUCAAAAAAUGAACUUGCUGAGGAAGUGGAUCAAAACACAUUUUUAAGGUUGCCACCAGAAGUCAUAGUGAACAUCUUUUCAUUCUUACCAAUUCCCGAUCUUUUACGAUGUUCGGAAGUCUGCCAGAAGUGGAGUCAGUUUGUGUAUGAUCCUUCAUUAUGGAGAAAUAUUUAUCCCAUUCAUUGGGCUCGAGGAAAGUGGAACAUUACAGAAUUCGACCUAAUCGAACCUUAUCUUCCACUGACGAAUAAUUAUCAUUUAAAGAAUUAUAAGUUUCUCGAUGAAGAUGCAGACUAUGAUGAAUCCGGCGAUAAUGACUCGGACUGUAAUGUUGAUUGCGGAAGUGACGACUGCUCAUGUGCCGACGAAAUUAAAUCCAUCAAACGAGAAAAUAAAGUCCUGAAUUCGCUCGUUAAAUACCUUCUACCAAAAGUUGGCAUUGGCGUUCAUAAAAUUGUGUUGACAUCAUCCAGAGGACUUACAAGUAGUUUAUUGCAUUCAUUUCUUCUGCUUUGUCCCAAUCUCUCUUUUCUUGACGUAUCCUAUACGAAUAUUACUGAUUCUGCAUUCAAAGGCCUAAUCAAGACAAAUGCUUGCUUAAAUCUAAAGCAUCUUGAUUUAUCUGGGUGCUGUGAAUUAGGCGACUUGGGUUUAUAUCGUCUGAGCGAAUGCUUCUAUUCGGCAGAAAUAUACUCGUCAGAAAAUGCCAUUGGCGACAUAUGUGUUAAAGGAUCGUCAAGUGUUCGGAAAGGCGAUAAAAAGAAUAUAAAGAUAUCAAAGACUGCUUGCAUUCAGCAAAAAUGUUUACAGACAGACAUAUUAGAAGACAUUGUUUUGUGUGAAUUAGAAAUGUUAUCGAGACAGUGCCCGUUUUUUUCAGCCGGUUUGUGUUGUCAGAGCAUUGCUUGUGAUUCUCUCAAUACAUAUAAACAGAGAUCAGUUUAUUCAAGGACAAAAAAUUUGGAAGAAGUAUACAGGAAAAGGACGUUUCCCACAAAAUCAAAUUCCUGUGAAAGUGUACAGAUUGCUACUGGAUUAAGGUUUCUUAGUUUAUCUGGAUGUUAUCAGAUAACUGAUAAUGGUUUGAGAUACUUUGCUGAAAGUGGAAUCCUAACGCACUUGCAACACCUGGACGUGUCCGGCUGUUGGAACCUGAGUGGACCGGGUCUGAAAGCCGUCGUCUCGCUGUCUUCGAAUCUUCAGCCCGAAAACCUCUACUAUUGUGAUCACAUUCAAAACGGACCUUAUGCGGAAUCCGCCAACGGCUGUCAGAAUCUGGAGAGCGAAGUCAGGGCCUGUUGUUGCGGACAGCAAAGAUAGAAGGAAAUAUAUUGCUUUGUUGCAACGAAAACAGAUUAUUUUACAGUUACAUAAAGCUUUAUGUUCAAAAUAGUUACACAUCAGUUCUUAUAAUUGAAUCUUAUCUUGUAUUCACUCUUAAAAACAGUCUGGAAAAUACACAAUAGUUUUUAAUAAUAUAGCACAAUAAAAUAGAUCUAUGAAAUUUU
Molecule: messenger RNA, 2119 nt
Organism: Centruroides sculpturatus (bark scorpion)
Lineage: Eukaryota; Metazoa; Arthropoda; Arachnida; Scorpiones; Buthidae
Product: F-box/LRR-repeat protein 5-like
Exons: 9
Coding region: 54-1931 (625 amino acids)
Biological process (GO): intracellular iron ion homeostasis
Molecular function (GO): protein binding
Source: RefSeq, a predicted model, not a curated record